AUGGACCCUUCUUCACUGAAACCUAGCCUCCUCAAGAACAUCCUUGUACGCUUCCUUUCCUUCGGCGUCCUCAUCUUCGCCGUCCGUUUUGCUUUCUUAGUCGCCAUCAGGGGCCAAUCCUGCUCCGUGGGCGAUGACUUCUGCCUCUUCAACGUCCGCCACACGUCUUCCGUUGCCGUCCAAUCUGAUAAAAGAUACAUCCAUUAUUACGCCUCUGUUUUUCAAGACUUGAUCGCCUAUGGGUAUCUUUCUCCCAACUCGAAGUCUCUUUGCAUUGAAACCCUGACCGGAGAGGAAGUCCAAGCCUUGAAAAGAAUCGGCGUUUUAGAUUCCGUCGGGAUUCCCAAAAGAGCAUCACGGAAACUUCCGUUCAAAGGCAACACCUUUGACUUCGAGUUCUCAAGCGGUUUGGAGGGCUAUCGUUUCCCGGUGGAGUUGGGUUCGGAGAUUUGCCGGACGCUAAAACCAGGCGGGUUCUUGGUGGUUCACUUGACGGCUAAAGAUGCCUAUAGUUUUCAAUCAUUUCUUGAUCUGUUUGAUUGCUUGAGAUUGAUCAGGUCUCGUGAAACCGACGGCCCUGAUCCUUCUACCAAAAUCCAGGAGAUUGUGAUGAAGAAAGAGAGGCAGAAACAAUCAUCUCUAGGUAACAACAAUAAUUCAGAGUUGAGACGCGAAAUAAUCCGAAAUGCGGAGCCUUUGAUCGAACAAGAACCCUUAAAACCAUGGAUCACAUUGAAAAGAAACAUCCAAAACAUCAAAUACUUGACUUCAAUGGUGGACAUUAGUUUCAAACGCAAGUACGUCUACAUAGACGUAGGAGCAAGAAGCUACGCAUCAAGCAUUGGCAACUGGUUCAAGAAACAAUACCCGAAACAGAACAAAAACUUCGAAAUAUACGGCAUUGAAGCCGAUAAGGCAUUUCAUGAAGAGUACAAGGCGAAGAAAAGUGUGAAGCUAUUGCCUUACGCGGCGUGGAUUAGGAACGAGACAUUGUUUUUCGAGAUAACCAGGGAUCCCAAAGGGAAGAGUAUGGGAAUGCAGCGAGGUAGAGGGAUGGGGAGGAUACACCCGGUUCAGUCAUCAGCUAGCUACGUGGAUGAUGUGGAUAAGAUUCAAGGGUUUGAUUUAGCAGAGUGGUUGAAGAGUGUGGUGGGCGAGAGAGACUUUGUGGUGAUGAAAAUGGAUGUGGAGGGCACCGAGUUUCAUUUGAUGCCAAGGUUGAUUGAGACCGGAGCAAUCUAUUUGAUCGAUGAGGUGUUUUUGGAGUGUCAUUAUGAUAGAUGGCAGAAAUGUUGUCCUGGACAGAGAAGCCCCAAGUAUCACAACACAUAUCGCCAAUGCUUGGACUUGUUUACUUCUUUGAGAGCUAGAGGGGUUCUUGUACAUCAAUGGCGGUGA
This is a messenger RNA of Gossypium raimondii (Peruvian cotton), 1398 nucleotides long. RefSeq lists its product as uncharacterized. The transcript has a single exon. Lineage: Eukaryota; Viridiplantae; Streptophyta; Magnoliopsida; Malvales; Malvaceae. Bases 1 to 1398 code for a protein of 465 amino acids. The record is from RefSeq and is a predicted model, not a curated record.